Cylindrotheca closterium is the source of this 1002-nucleotide messenger RNA. Lineage: Eukaryota; Bacillariophyta; Bacillariophyceae; Bacillariales; Bacillariaceae. The record is from the annotation of a GenBank genome assembly.
AUGAUGCGUUGCCUCAAGACCAAUAGCAUCGAUGCUAUGUUUGAUCCACCAAAGGAGAAUGACAAUUCGGUAAUAGCUUCGAUGUAUCAUCAGCUGCGGGCUUCUUCAAACCAAGAUGUUUCGUUGGCAGAUGAUACCGUGUUCAGGUUUCCAAAUGAGUUCAUUCCUCAAGAUCCUCUCACCCUGUUGCGUGAUAUCGAAAUUGAGAUGCCCAGCGAUCUCCCUUUCAAUGCUGCAUCUGACUUACCAGCAGAGCAUGUCAGUAAAUGGAGCCUUUAUUCCAGUGAUCUCGAACCCACCCCAAUCAAGCCCGACCUGCACAGAGAACGAGUAACUGCCUCCUUUGACGAAAAGGUGCUUUGCAAUCCAGACCAAGUUAUCAGUGCUUUCGUACCCAACGAAAGCAAAUCUGCUGACUGCAGUGGUCUCGCCGGUGUAAAAAGAGAAAGCUCAGCCUCGCUUCCUCCUACAAGGCCAAAAAAGAGAUUUAAGACCAGCAGGGAAGAAAAGAAGAGAAAGAGCAAGAACCCCCCAGUCUUCCGCCCUUAUCAACAGCAACAAUUCCAAGAACAAUUCGAUGAACUGUUGAAAUUCAAGGAAGAAUUUGGACAUUGCCUUGUCCCCCACUCGUAUGAACCCAACCAAAGUUUGUCGAGAUGGGUCAAGCGACAGAGGUAUCAGUACAAGAUGCUUCAACAGGAUAAAACCGAGGAGUCUACGAUGACCCCAGAACGUAUCUAUCUGCUUGAGUCUAUUGGCUUCGUUUGGGACUCGCACAAACUGGCGUGGCAAGAUCGCUUGAAAGAGCUUGAAGAAUACAAGAAGAAAAACGGAGACUGCAACGUCCCUUCUACGUAUCGAGACAACGCUGCUCUAGCCACAUGGGUCAAAUGCCAACGUAGGCAAUACAAACGAUUCUACAGUGGAGAAGCAUCUAACAUAUCACUUGAUCGGAUCACUUCACUAGAUGCUUUGGGAUUCAAUUGGGAACGAAGACACUGA